Vigna umbellata (rice bean) is the source of this 1701-nucleotide messenger RNA. The record is from RefSeq and is a predicted model, not a curated record. NCBI's taxonomy places the organism in Eukaryota, Viridiplantae, Streptophyta, Magnoliopsida, Fabales, Fabaceae.
CAGGGUCCUUCUUCCUGCUCCCUGUAGCCCUUUGAAAAUUAUCUUUCAUUAAAAAAAUAUUAACCCUAAUAUUUCCCCUUGUUUCAAACAUCAGCCCCGCACCUAACUAGAGAUUGUGCACCUCCAUUGCCGGAAGGCCGCACCUCCGUUGCCGGAAGCCUGCAACGCCCUGCACCUCCUUUGGUGGAAGCCGCAACGGCCUGCCCUGCAUUAGUAGUAGCCGCAACGCCUUGCGCGUUAAUUGGUCGAAGUUAGUGAAGAAGUAAGUGGUGCUUCUUUUUGUUGGCAUCGUGCGGCGCGGCAGAGUGAGCUUGAACGAGAAGAAGGUGUUUCUACAUACACUAGAAAACGAUGAAUUCUUCGGAGGAAGAAAAAGAGGUCGCUGAGAUUGACGCAACAGAAAUUACAUCCAACGGCGAAAACGCGAAAGUGAAGAAAACAAAGAAGAAGAGAGUGGCGUCGAAGGGCGCGGAGAAGCGGGGGUGUUGCAUUCCUGAGCGAAUCCCUCCUCACCAGGGACCACGUAAAGCUUCGCCACAUUCCUCUCAGUUCGGUGAUAUCAAACGAAUUUUCGUCUCUCCCCAAGGUUCUGCUACCCAAGUGCCUUCUAAGCGGUCCCGUGGAUCUCGAGACCAAGAAUAUUCAGAAGGGUAUUUAUUUAUGUUUUAUUUUGGAAUAGGAUUGGGUUGCCCCAAUAUGUUAAAUGGUGAAAAUGGGGGGAGAAAGAGGUCAUCAUUCUACUAUGACCUUUGGAAUAUUAAGUACUUAAGUAAGUUCAAGUGGGAUGAUCUGACUGAAGAACUAGCAUUUAAGAAAGCUAUUCGGGAGCAAAAGCUGGCUGUAGAACUUUCUGCUGCCAAGAGAGAGAGGGAUUUCUAUCUAUCGAGAGUUGAUCAGUCACGUGCUUUGAAUGCUAUAGAGGAGCGGCUAAAGAAGAAGCAGAAGAUUGAACAAGACUCGGGAGUGGCAAAAGUGAUUCGUCAUUUCCCAACAAAGCCUAUAGCUGCUGAUGCGAAGAAAAGUAAACCUGAGCUCUCAGACGAUGUAUUGGAUGCUGUAAGUAACAAUUCUUAUUAGGUAGAGAUUAUUAGUUCUUGCUUUCACAUUAAUCUUGUGCCACGUGGUUGUGCCACUAUCACCACCCUCUUCUCCUCUCUCUCUUCCACCACCACCUUCCCCUUCAACUUCGUCCUCACACAAAGCCCGCCACCACCAACCCCUCGCUGCUCCGUAGGCCAAGUUCCGAAACUCUACGAGCGUCCCACGCGCCCGCAUCAUCGAAGAGACGAACAGGUCCUCGACAAGGCUCUUGCCCUGCGCCGCCUUCCGCAAGGUCUCCUCCCACCUGAAAACUCCGUCGGCGACGUCUCCUGCUCCUCCGCGUCUACGGCUGGGACGCGGGGCGGUGAGUACCUCGGGGGGCUCCCUCCCAUAGCCGCGAACGAGCCGUGUCGGAGCUCGCUGCGAAUUACCCUAAGUUCAGGACCUUUUGCUCAGCACAAGAUGGUGACCUUGCUGGUUGGCCACCUCGCUUUCGAAACCGUGGAGGAACACAGUAAGUACGCUAUUGUCAGCAAGAAACCCACUUCCAUCCACGCCCUCGUCGUCGCCAAUAGAAACACCAACAACACUAAUCUCCGAAAUCAAAAUCACCACCCCGAAGCUGAAAUUCCCACACGCAUUCCCGAAUCCCUUCGGUGA